Molecule: messenger RNA, 2997 nt
Organism: Patiria miniata (bat star)
Lineage: Eukaryota; Metazoa; Echinodermata; Asteroidea; Valvatida; Asterinidae
Exons: 4
Coding region: 1-2997 (998 amino acids)
Biological process (GO): non-canonical NF-kappaB signal transduction; innate immune response; response to cytokine
Cellular component (GO): cytoplasm
Molecular function (GO): DNA-binding transcription factor activity
Source: RefSeq, a predicted model, not a curated record
AUGGAUGGCAAAGUUUUAGCUUACCUCUCCGGUUACAAAGGUUUCGGUCGCAGUUUCAAUCGCAGCGUGCUAGCUAAUGAUGAACGUUUGCACCAGGAUUACAAGGAUGCACUCAACAACGGUUCUCUGCCCUGUAAUCGUCAACAGAUCAUCACCGUUGGUGACAAAGGUGUCGGGAAGACUAGUACCCUAAAGUAUCUACAGGGAGAAGUGUGUGAUCCUAGCGAGGAGCCAAAGGCAACGGAGGGGAUCGAAAUCACCCAGUGCGAGACAUCUGAGCAGAAGUCGGACUGGGUAGCCUGCCGUGAUGACGGAAGCCCAUCGUCAGCAGACGACCCAACUCUUUCCGCGGCUUGGUGUGUUUGUGAUAAUAUCGACAGCUUUGAAGGAAUUCUUCAACGCAAAGAAAAAGAUCGAGAGUCAACAAACGACAGCUCUGACCAACCACAAAACAGACCGAUGAAAGAUACCGCCUGUGAUGGCAUCAAUGGGGCCAAACAGGCUUUUCGGUGGAUCUGUAGAUCUGCCGUUACCGAAAUGCAGAUGGCUGGUUCUGCAAUUGUACUAUUUAUAAUCGCUUGCUGUUAUUUCCUGUUUGACUUUGGAGUACUGUGUUGGCUUGGUUUGAUUAUGUGUCAUGCAUUUUUUCUCAAGUCGGAUUUUAAUUCGGCGUACCGUUUUGUCAUCCCAAUCGUAUUUCAGAUCAUUGUUGUAGAAGCCACUAUCCGAGCGACAAAAUUCACUUCUGGCUUAGGAGUUAGUCGGCCCGAAGAUCGUGUAUGGGCGUUUGUUGUCGCGACAGUUUUGUACUCAGGUGUGUGUGGCAUAAGUACCUGUUUCGGUUUGCUGUGUGGGUUAGGGUGUAGAAGUGGUGUUGCCAUUGCACUCUGUAUCAUGACUCCGACUUCAAAGUCUAGUAUGUCUUUUGACAAGGAAGUACUUGUGUUGGCUAUUGGCAACUUGUGUGGCCCCCUCCUUGUACGAUUUGGCAUGAAGUUCGUUCAACAUAUGACCAGGAGUCUCAAAGAAGCUGCAGCGAGUUUCACUGUUGUCAUUUGUAUUGCUUUUACGUGGACUGGAUACUCCGGGAACCCGUACGUGCCCGUUUUUCUUUUGGGUGUAUUCAUGGGUUUUGGAAAUGCCUACGGAGUCCUGAAGGGUCGUGAAACUGUUGCUGUUAAGAAGCUUAUGCCCCCUUACGUUCUAAAAAAAGCCUUUGGCUUCGUCGUUGGAAUUAUAAUGGGGCACCUGAUUGGUUGGAGGCUGAUGUUUUUCAGCGAGACAUCCACAGCUUGCUCAAUGUUUCUUUCCACGUUAGCUGCUUUUGGGUUCCUAACAUACGACUUAUUAGUGGCCCAGAAGGUUGUACAAUUGGAAAAAAAUGCGAUCCCCAUUACAAUCUUUCGUAAGUUUCUGAUGGACUCUGCUACCGGUGACAACCCAGUUAGCUAUAAGUUGCAGUUAUGGGACAAUGCAGGAGGCAAUGUCUAUCAGACCAUGCAGCAGUUCUUUAGACCAGCAGAGGCUGUUUAUCUCGUGGUGUUCAAUCUGGAAGAUGCCAGAAAAGAUGAAAAGGAGCAGCACCAACGUUUACGACAGUGGCUCUUCUCACUGAAAGCUCACUCUGAGAGAAUCGCGAAGAACGAAAAGAUGCCGGAGUCUCCAGAACCGAACACCCUUGUUUUCAUUGUCGGCACUCACCGGGAUAGCGUCACGAGGGAAUUUAUAGACAGAUUCGCAGCUCAGAUAUACGAGUCUCUCUACACCGACUUCUGUAGUAUGUUAGCACUCAACGAUGAUAAGGGACCGCUGUACGUCGUAGAGAAUUCCAAACCGAUGGACAAAGACGGACUCCAUCUUCAGAAAUCUGUCACCACUAUGGCAAAGAAGACAUCUCACAUGACAGAGCACUUUCCCAUUCGAAACCUUCGUAUUCUGAACAAAAUACGAAAUAGGCAGGCAAGUUGCCCUCUGCCGUGGAUUAUAAGCACUUUUGACCUUCUGCAAACACUCGAGGAAGAAAACUUGAGUUUGGAAGACUUCCAUGAGGUCCUGUCAAGCUUACACCGCACUGGAGAUGUCAUAUACAGAGAGGAUGACGAGAUCCUUAAAGGAUAUGUCGUAAUUAGACCACAAGAACUCAUGGAUCGCCUGAAGGCAAUCGUUCGCAUUCCUCCGAGGGAAUCACGCAGCAGAAACCUAGCCGAUGACUGGUUAGAACUCGAAACAAAAGGCAUUGCCUCCAGGAAUCUCAUCCAGGCCAUUGCUGGUUCAGUAGAGACCAUCCUGGCCUUUUUACGUCUAAUGGAGGCCUAUAAUUUACUGAUACCUGCCUACUCGGGAACAACGCAUCAGGAACAAUGCACGGAAUCUUGCCAGUGUCUUCAAUCCGGUCAGCUUCCCGAUUACUGCAUCCUUCCAAGCCAUCUUCCAGACUUCACCGGGGACGAAGCAACAUUUUGGGUGCCUUCGGAAGAUGAUGAGGUGUACUACUUCGACUUCGCGCACGUGUCUCCAGACCCAAUCUUCCAUCGUCUGCUGGCGAAGUGCUGUUGCGGCAGGGAUAAUCACAAUCAUUUGUUUAAAACUAGAGGCCGUUUCAGGUACGAGGCAGCUGAUUUAUACGCCAUACAACUGCGAAAGGUAUCCCACUCACAGAACACCAUCCAAGUGACGAUCCAGCGUAGCGCCGUAAACAACCAGCGGAGUUUACAGGUCCUGCAACAUCUGCAAAAGCUUCUGGAAGAAAUCCGCCUGGUGGAUUUCUCUGGGUUGUCCUACUCCUGCGGGCCCAUCUGCUCUGAUUGCAGCUCCGAUGACUUUCUGAUGGUCCUGAGGGUUUGUGGUCACGACGAGGAGUUCCCUAUCACCCAAAUAAAGUCUUUCAUGAGUCAUGGAAAGAACCACGAGGUCUCUAUCACUCCUCAGCUGAUGGUAACCUGCGGAAGAAGAAGAAGAAGAACAAGCUCUUCCAACUCAUCACAGGGUGGUAAGUGA